UGGCGACGAAAAACACAUAUAUCAAAACUUACUAACAAAAUAAAUUUUCCAAAAUUAAAACCGUCCGGUGUUAUGAAAAUAAGAAACCGCGAAUUCGAGCUGUGAGGUGCGAUCGAUCGAUCGAACGAGCAAAGCUCCAGGACGUGGACUGAGCAGAUUUGGGCUCCAACAUGUGGGCGACAACCGUCUCCUUACCUUCAAUUUCAAAUCUUCGGGGACCCGUUUUUCCGAAUAAUCCGCUUGUCGCUUCCAAUCGCCCAUCUCUGAAUCUUCGAGCUUCUUUCUUUGAUUAUCCUCUUGCCAGUAGACUCAUGGUUAGAAAUUUACCAUACUCCACCAAUGAGAGUCGACUGCAAGAAGAAUUUUCAAAUUUUGGUGAGAUUGCUGAAGUGUUGUUAGCAAAAGAUCGAUCAACAAAAAGACCAAAAGGAUAUGCGUUUAUUCAAUACACUUGCCAAGACGAUGCGAUGCUUGCACUGGAAAAUAUGGAUUGCAAGAUAUUUGAUGGAAGGACGAUCUAUGUGGAAAUUGCAAAACCUGGUAGCGGUUCCUUUGGAGGAUACCCAAGAACCUCUGGACCCCCAAAAGAGCGGCCUAACGUGGAGCAAGAAGAUAUAGCAGAUUGUUGGUAUUGAGCUUCCUUUUUCUGAGAAGCACAAUAUUUAUAUAGGAAAGAGAUGGCUUGACAGUUAAUGACAGUUAUGCCCAAUGAGAUUUAGAUCAAUUUCAAAGAAUCUAUGAGUGUUGAAGUGUUUGCUGAGAUGGAUUCAUUUCAUUUAUUUUCAUAGUUCCAAGCGUUAGAUGCUGAUAAGAUUGUGAAGCUCUUCUCCUGUAUUUUGUAACAGGAACAAAAUAUCUGUAUUUGUAAAUACACUGUUUAGGACACUUUACUGCAUCUCGCAGUGCGUAUUGCUUUUUGUAGCGUUGCAAUUCAGAUUGUGGAAUAUGCGGAAAUUCGUAAAGCAAA
Cucumis melo (muskmelon) is the source of this 967-nucleotide messenger RNA. RefSeq names its product glycine-rich RNA-binding protein 4, mitochondrial. Gene Ontology annotation, molecular function: RNA binding. The record is from RefSeq and is a predicted model, not a curated record. Gene Ontology annotation, biological process: positive regulation of mRNA splicing, via spliceosome. The transcript is spliced from 4 exons. Gene Ontology annotation, cellular component: spliceosomal complex. NCBI's taxonomy places the organism in Eukaryota, Viridiplantae, Streptophyta, Magnoliopsida, Cucurbitales, Cucurbitaceae. The coding region runs from base 171 to 635 and encodes 154 amino acids.